AUGGAGACCCAGUUAGAGUCGCUAAGUACGCUGUGUAAGAAGCUUCUAGACGCAACGACGCUGGCAAACUCGCAAACCAAGGUGCUGAUGAAGCACGCUAAUACGAUGUAUUUACUUGUUGAGAUGGCGAAGAAAUCGUCGGGACAUGCGGACCCGGACUUUGAUGAGAGACUUAGCGGUGACGUGGCAGAAGCUCAAGAUCUGGUCCAAUCAGCGAUGGACGCCCUACAAAGCUGCCAGGCUCUACUCGGACCCCCGAACCCUGACGCGGAAUCUCCCCCCGCUGACGUUUCAUCGCCCCCACGCUCGCGCUCCGCUGAGGAGGAACACGUGGACCAACAGGACAACUCAUAUUCCCAGCAACCGCAUCAGCACGAGCAGCAGCAUCACAACAACCAUCACCAGAAUCUUAAUCGGAGCCAGCAUCAGCAGCAGCAGCAGCAGCAGCAGCAGCAGAACGGGGAUAGCAACUCUCAGCACAAUGGCGACAACGCGGCAUCAUUCCCCCCCGACCACCCCAACGGUCAGCCCGCCAUUCACCCCUCCUCUCCCGCGCGUUCCGCCGCCCCUUCCGCUGCCGCCGCCAACGCUUCUCCUGCUGCAGCGGGCAACGGAACCGACGCAUCCGCUCCAGCCAAUCCCGGCGCCGCUGCUACUGCAGCCGCCGCGUCCGCCGCUUUUCGCGCAGCAGCGGCAGCGGGAGCGUCGGGGCGACCAACUCCCGAGGAGUUGGGGAUGCAUCUGCGAAUGCUUGGCGACAUGAAUCUUGGUUCGGAUCGCAGCGUGAGCGACGUCGUCGCAUCAGUGCUGCAGCAGCUGAAUGGGAUGAACAAUCACCACGGAAUGAGUAGUCACCCCGGGAUGAGUAACCACCACGGCAUGAAUCACCACGCGAUGAGCCACCACGGAAUGAUGCCGUUUCCGCCCGGGACGUUCCCCCUGCCGCCGCCCGGAGUCCUUCCCCCGCACGGCGUCUUCCGCCCCCCGGGCUCCGCGCACCCGCCGCUUCCGCCGCUCGGAUCCGCCCCCGGGCCUUCGGACGCGGACGGGAUGAGCAGCUCCGGCGGAGGAGGUUCGGCGGCGCCUGGAGCCCCGGGUUCGGCUGCGGCAGGGGCGGGAAGCGCGGGGGUUCCAGGUCCCCCUGUCCUUCCGCCGAUGUGGAUGUCUCCACACGGGUUGGCGUUUUGGCCGCGCCCGGGGGGAAAUAACACCAUGCAUCAUCCUCCCCCGAUGGGGGGAAGCCUGGGCGGGAGGGGCAGCACAGGGGGAAGGGGAUCCCCCGCGCCCCCUGCGCCUGCGCCGUCCGCGGAAGGCAAGGAGGGAGAACGUGGCGGAUCGAACGCAUGGAUGCCCGCGGGUGGUGGCGGAACGGCGGGUGGCGGCGCGGGGCAGCAUCAGGGCUUUGAAGCGCCGCAGAAAUCCCAUCUGGGGGUUGAAGGGGGGACGCAAAAAACGCUUCCGCCAACCGACGGCGCGCAGAAGGCGCAUCCGCCGCCGCAGCACCCUGGGCAGCACGGGCAGCAUCCAGCCGCGCAUGCCAUCGUCAAAGCCGUCAGCACCGGAGAUGCCGAUGGACGGGUGGGAGUGGCGCAAGUACGGCCAGAAGGUCACCCUCGGCCAGACCUACCCCAGGAGCUACUUCCGCUGUGCGCACAAGACCACGGGCUCCCACCCCUGUCCGGCCAAGAAGUGGGCGGAGCGCUGCAACGACAACCCCUUCAACUGGCGAAUCAAAUACGUGGGCGAGCAUAA
Closterium sp. Yama58-4 is the source of this 1752-nucleotide messenger RNA. The record is from the annotation of a GenBank genome assembly. Lineage: Eukaryota; Viridiplantae; Streptophyta; Zygnematophyceae; Desmidiales; Closteriaceae.